This is a messenger RNA of Cladocopium goreaui, 4914 nucleotides long. The record is from the annotation of a GenBank genome assembly. NCBI's taxonomy places the organism in Eukaryota, Dinophyceae, Suessiales, Symbiodiniaceae.
AUGGCCUUUUUGUCGGACUUGCAUUUUUUCCCUCCGGAAGCACUUCAGGCGGUCUGGAUUGAAGAGUUUUGCUUUGUGUUGCGUGGGCGUGUUGGCUUUGCCUUGAGGGCAUCAGUAGCUAUGGCUUGGGAACAGUCGGGCAGACCCUUCUUGCAUGUGAACAGUGACAGGCUUUUGUCGUUGGGCUUUUCGAUUCAUGGUGAGUAUGUGCAUUUCACUGCGAACUACACUCCUGCAGGGCAAUCGGCCAGUGAAAAACGGCAGCACUACCAAGAAGCUCAGAAGCUCCAUUUGCAGUGCUUGGAUGUGUCGUCUUUUCAGAUCUGGUCGGGUGAUUUCAAUGGACAUGUCGCUGCGGGUGAGGCGGAACCGGAAGUGUUGGGUUCUCAUGGCUUGACAUCUCCUUCUACCACAGCUGGUGGCCGGAUUCUCAAAGAAUUUCUUCGUGGGACACAACUUUGUCACGUGGACUCCUUUCAUGAUUGCAAUGCUCGUGGCACCUGGAAGCAUAACCUCACACAUGAGUUCUAUGAACUGGAUGUUUUCUUGAUUUCUCGCAGUCAUGCCCACCUGGUUGGUACACACAUGGGAACGUUUCCAGGCGUUUCUGACCACCUUGCCAAGACUUGUUUUGUGCAUGUGGGCAACUUGGUGAAGCGGCAACAGCGCAUGGCGAGGCGUCGUCUCUGGCAGCGUAGGAAUUUUCAGCGCACCACCUUGCAACCUCAGUUGAACAUGGCUGCUUUUCGGGGGCCCAGUGCCUCGGCUGUUGCUUGUCGACAGCAGUAUAGUGCCUUGGUGGACAAGUUGCUUGACAAUUUUGACGUGUCUCCAGCUCCAGAUGCUCCAGAACAACGGGCGUUUGAUGGUGUGCUUGAGGGCUGGGAGGAGUCUCAUCCCCGUGUUUGGCAUGCGUACACAGAUGGCUCUGGGCAGUUAGCUGAGAUUGCUCAUGGCCAGGUUGUGACGCCAGCCACUGCAGGCUGGGGUGCAGCAGUUUGGACUCGUGAUAAGGUGUUUGAAGCUUGUUGUCCGGUCAGUUUACAGUCUUCGCAGCGUGACUUUCGUGGAGCAGAGCGUGCCACUAACAACACAGCAGAAGCUAGUGCCAUGCUUUUUCUCUUCGAGUGGUGUUUGCGCAACAUUGAACAUUUCGAUGUUGUACACGUGCAUUAUGACAGUGAGUAUGCCAUGAAUGUGUCGCUUGGUCGCUGGCGAGUCACUCGAAACACUGUUUUGGCCAAGCGCUUGAAGGCCACCUUGCAGAAGCUUCAAGCUCUUCGUUGUGUGAAAUGGACUUGGAUCAAAGGUCAUACUGGCAAUCAAGGCAAUGAGCGUGCUGACAAGUUGGCAAAUGAUGGACGUUUGGGUUGCUACACUCCUUUUCAGGAUCUUGCGUCGUCGGCCCCUCGGCGACGUCUGGUUGGGAAACAGCCCCUGGUUCCUGUGCCUGAACUUCCUCAGGUUCCAGAACCCGAUGUGACGUGGACAGAUUUGGCUAAUACCUUGGUUGUUGCAGCAGAAUCUACUUUUGGUCGCACAGUGCACCGUGGCUUGUGGAGUCCGUAUACAAAAGACGAUCUGCGCAGCUUGGACAUGCAUGACCAGGCGGUCAUGCGGGCUUUUGACAAUGUGCGUCUCUCGCUUGACAUGGUUUCCCGUGCAGCAAGCAAUGAGCUCUUCAGGAAGGCAAAGCGUGCUCGCGCAGUUUUCAAGGCAGGUUGUCGAAAACGGUGGAUGGAACAAGUUCUUGAAGUUCUCCAUAGCAGCUUGGAUUGUCACGAUGUUAGUCUUUUUUACAGAACGUUGAAGCAGAUUGGAAUUUCGGUUUCAGAUUACUCUCGUGAAGGCCUGCAAUCCUUUUCCUUGGAUGCUCUGCGAACUCAAGCUCAGAAAUCUGCAGGGACAGUUGAUCCGGUGAACCCAGACCUGAUCGCCAGUGUGGUCCCGGAGUAUCCUACGGCGCACCACUUGGGUGUGCCCCCGAAUGACCAGGAAAUUUCGGAGGCCUUGUGUACACUUCGGGAGAGCUCUCCGGGCUUGGAUGAAGUCACAGUCCAUAUGUUGAAAUUUGCAGGUUCUCGUGCAAGGUGGCAGCUUCGCCUUCUUCUCCAUCAAAUGUGGUCUACAGAUCCGACAACCUGGGAUAAACUUGCUAUGGAAGGUGUCGCAGUUGCUUUAUACAAGGGUACAGGUGAUCGCUCUGACUUGGACAAUCAUCGUUUUGUCGUACUUCUCAGUGCUGUCAGUCGCGUGCUGGCUCGGAUUCUUGCUACUCGUAUUUCGCAAUGGGCAGAACAGCGCGGUUUUUUCCCAGAGGAGCAGUUUGGUUUUCGGAAGCACAGGUCUACGCAGGAUUGCUUGUUUGCGGCACGUCUGCUCGUUGAAAUGGCAUCGGAGGUCCCGAUGGGUGUUACUCAUCCCUUGGAACAGCUUCUGGUCCUCGUCUUCGUUGAUAUUACCAAAGCCUAUACCCGAGUUCAACGGUCCUCGGCGUGGUUGGUCUUCUCUCGUUUGGGCAUGCCAGACAAUGUCAUUCGACUUUUGCAAGGGUUGCAUGACAUGACGACCUACCGAUGUCGUGCUCGUCAAGGCUUGAGUGACACGUAUCAACAAUUGACUGGCUUCAGGGAGGGAUGUUGCACCUCACCGGUAUUAUACAACUUGUAUCAUACUUGGCCUCUGCGUGAUUUCAACAAGCGUCGCCAUGAGUCUCUACAACUCCAGUGUAUACAUGACAAGCCGUUCAACCUGCGCAUGCAUAAGCAACAAAGGAAGGGUGACUGUGUUCUUACCAAGCAACUUUCGCUACUUAGCUUUGCAGACGACACUACCUUGCUGGCUCGUGGCAACAACUACCAGGAACUGGAAGAUCUCUUAUGUGCUACCUUGGCUGACUGGAAAGAGACCAUCAAGCCCCAGAAGACGAAGCGGCUGAUGGUUGGAGUUGCCGGUCGUUCCACCGACCGCCCUUGUGUGGAGGCUGCAAAACUUCUUGGUUCUUGGUUGCAGGACAAUGCUGGCUAUGCUACAGAGGACUGUAAACGUUUGGAGGCAGCCAGAGCAAUUUGGCGUUCGCUAUACAAGCAAUUUCCACGUUUUAGUUUGACAGCAAAGCAGAAGGGUCGGGUGGUGCAUGCAACAGUGAUUCGCAAUUUAUUAUAUUCUACAGAGUCUCGUGUGGUUUCAGCUGUGACAAUUCGCAAGUGGCAGGUCUUCCUCAACGCUAUAGCCCGAGGGUUGACGGGCCGUCGACUCCGGGACAUGGAGGGCAGUAUGACAAUGGCCGACGUGCGCCGCGAGGCAAACCUUGACUCCAUUCAUGUUUACAUUGGUGUUGGCCAACUCAGGUACCUAGGGCAUGUUGCCCGCCUUCCAGCAGCAAGGUUGGAAAGGGCUUUGCUGUUUAGGUGGCUUCCUUCGGAAUCGGGCCUGCCGGCCUCCAAACAGGCACCUUCGACACGGAGGCACUUCUGGCAGCUUCUCAAAUCAGCAAUGGAGGCCAGUGGUGUGGCCAACUGGGAGCAUGAGUGGGUUCGUAUUGCUGGUGAAGAUGGUGGAGCAGUUUGGUCUACGAUUGUUGCUACGUGGAGAAAGAAACAGCGUGACUUGGAAACUCAGCAAACAUGGGUGGAGAAACAUUCUGCAGCUGCAACUACAGCUCGACGGGAAACUGCAGAACAACGUGUUUUUGACUCCAUUGGUGCUCGACCUACUGGCACUGGCAAAUACAUUUGUCCUCAUUGCUGUGAUCCUCCGGUUACCAUGUACUUGAAGUCUUUGCGGAAACAUGUUGAACUGUGCAAACUUUUGUCUUCCGCAGUUCGCGCUCGGCAGGCUGCUCAACGUCAGCGUGCCUUGGACCAUGCUAUAGCAGCUCCUGCUGCCCCUGUGGUUCCUACUGAAGUUGCUCCAGUACCAGUGGCUGCGGCGGCUGAACCUCAUGAUGCUCCUGCAGUUCCAGCCGCCAAGCCAAAGGCGCGGAAGUCUCGGAGGAAUGAUGACUGGGACCCACAGAAAGUUCGGGAGGCUUACCAACAACGGUUUCCCCAUCGGCAGAUGUCCUUGACAGAUCUCCCGGCUCCACAACCUCCUUCUCACCUGGAUAACCAGACGUGCUUGUUCUGUUUGGUGAAGUUCCCUUCGACUGCCAAGUGUUGCCAUCACUCUUUAGCAUGUCCCAAAAUGCCCUACAAGGAAUGGUUGCGUCGUGUUCGAGUUUGCCAACAUGACUUUCGUGAGUCCAACUAUAAGGCCAAAGCUGAGGAACUCAAGCAGAGUGGGGCUGCUGGCACGCAUGAGCACCGUGCCAAGAAGUUUGCUGGUGGCCGUGCAGUUCCUGCUGACUCUGAAGAUGCUGUCCUGACCAAGCUUUUGCGUUUUUCCUUGCAUCAGGCGACUGCGCUUGACCAUGUCCAGCAAGGUGCGGUGACUGUCUUCGUGGUUUCCCAUGAGCCAAUGCAGCAGAAGUUGGUGGAAGCUAUCCAACUGUGGGACCAAUUGCUGCCGCCGCAGCCCACGCCUGGGCAGUGGGUUCCUCACCCGUUGGGUGAGCGCCGGUGCUUUUUGUUUGCUGCCAUGAUGGAACAGAUUGCGGCUCUCCCAUUUGCUAAGGAGGUCAAUGACUCUGUGCAGUACUUCUCUGCGAUGAACUUGGAGACAGACAUGAAGUUGGCUCUCGGGUCGUUUGGGCCUAGGUACUCAACUCCAAAGGCUGGCCGCCCUUGGGUUUUCGAGUUGACCAUCUCCUCUGUGGCUCCAGAUUCCUUUCGUCUUGCCCUUGGAAAGAUCAUGUCGUACCUCCAGUCCAACAAGAGUGACUUGCUGAAGGUGGAAGGGAUGCGCAAGGGUCCUGUUGGUCUUCGUCAGAGCCUGUGGGAUGACUUGAAGCGUCUGCAGCCGAUGGCAAAGUGA